Molecule: messenger RNA, 1257 nt
Organism: Ylistrum balloti
Lineage: Eukaryota; Metazoa; Mollusca; Bivalvia; Pectinida; Pectinidae
Product: glutamic acid-rich protein-like
Exons: 1
Coding region: 1-1257 (418 amino acids)
Source: RefSeq, a predicted model, not a curated record
AUGGUAACGAGAUCAAAAUCAUGGAAGACAAAACAGGAAAAGAAAAACAAACAACCAAGUGACGAAACGGAUAAAAAACAUCAGCACAAUGACGAAACAGACAACAUUUCGAUUGAACAUAUCAAUGCAGAGAUACAUGUACCCCAAAAAGAGGAGGAAAUAGAUAUAAGCGAUUACAACACCGGAAAAGAUGAUAUACAAUACGAGGAGCAAGACAAUUCAGUCGCAUCAUUCCAUACUAAAUUAGAUAGGAAGAAAGAGCAAGACGAGCAGCCCGAUGACAAAGAAACGAAUUUGUCAAGUGCCACAAUAAAACACAAAAUUGGAACAACAAAAAUAAAGCAAGAUCAUGAAGAUAGUUCAGAAAAGUUAUUCCAUCGAACAAUUCAUAACGCAGACCGUAUAGAGAAAGAGCAGUCAUAUGACAGAAAAACGGACCUGUCAAACAUAGCCACUACAAAACAAAGGGAGAAAAAGAAAAAAAAGCAUGAGCGGGAAGAUGGUUCGGUCAAAUUGUAUGAUACCAUACUUGAUGAUUUGAACAAAAUGAAAUAUGAGCGACAAGAGAUGGAUGAUGGAAAGACAAAUAUCAGUGAUCCAACAAAACACAAGAGGAAGAAAAAUAUAAGAAAUCUUGAACCGCAACAUGAUUCAAUCAAGUCCUUAGAAACAACGAUUGACGAUUCAGAGCGUAUAAAUAAUGAGCAGGACAAUGAUGGGAAGACAGACAGGCACGGUGGUCCAAAAACCCAAAAGAAGAAAAAGAAAAGGAAGCUUGAGAAGAAUGAGAGUGCAGAUCCAAUUAGAAAUUUAUCAGACUUAGAGACAGACUUAUUGCACGUUGGCUCCAAAACCCAAAAGAAGAAAAAGAAAAGGAAGCUUGAGAAGAAUGAGAGUGCAGAUCCAAUUAGAAAUUUAUCAGACUUAGAGACAGACUUAUUGCACGUUGGCUCCAAAACCCAAAAGAAGAAAAAGAAAAGGAAGCUUGAGAAGAAUGAGAGUGCAGAUCCAAUUAGAAAUUUAUCAGACUUAGAGACAGACUUAUUGCACGUUGGCUCCAAAACCCAAAAGAAGAAAAAGAAAAGGAAGCUUGAGAAGAAUGAGAGUGCAGAUCCAAUUAGAAAUUUAUCAGACUUAGAGACAGACUUAUUGCACGUCGGCUCAAACACCCAAAAGAAGAAAAAGAAAAAUAAGCUUGAGAAGCAGGAAAUUGCAAACCGAAAUGGAAAUUCAUCAGACAGUGACUCGACAAAAUAG